AUGCAGUAUCCCACCGCACAAUUCCUCACCGCGCUGCUGGCCAUCACGCCACUCGCGGAUGCGUUCACCUGCAGGCCGGGACGAACCUACUGCGGCUACCAUCUAAUGGCGGGAGGCAUAACGGAGGGCCAGCUGAGCUCGGUGCUGAAGCGAAACGUCCUGAGCGCAAACGACUUGAGCAAGCGCGAGAACGACGUGCGCCAGAUGCUGUUCGUCUGCGAGGACGGCGGCGCGUUUCGCUUCAAGCAGGUCUGUCCGACCCGUUGCGGGACGCGCAUCGGAGCGGCAGGGGAUGUUUGUAUGUGA
Messenger RNA from Purpureocillium lilacinum, 306 nucleotides. RefSeq lists its product as uncharacterized. The record is from RefSeq and is a predicted model, not a curated record. NCBI's taxonomy places the organism in Eukaryota, Fungi, Ascomycota, Sordariomycetes, Hypocreales, Ophiocordycipitaceae.